Drosophila eugracilis is the source of this 2048-nucleotide messenger RNA. Its product is annotated as carboxypeptidase B. Gene Ontology annotation, molecular function: zinc ion binding; metallocarboxypeptidase activity. Gene Ontology annotation, biological process: proteolysis. The record is from RefSeq and is a predicted model, not a curated record. Lineage: Eukaryota; Metazoa; Arthropoda; Insecta; Diptera; Drosophilidae. Bases 147 to 2042 code for a protein of 631 amino acids. The transcript has 4 exons.
CCGUUAGCCGGAGGCUGCGGCUCACCGAUCGAUUUGCGAACGCAUUAAAUCAGCACCAACUGUCCAAUCGAUCGCACCGCACGAAACCACAAAAUCAGCAAUUUAGCAACUAAUAGUUAUUAGUAGAUACUAAUAUUUAUACUAAAAUGCAGCUCCUCCUCUGGAAGUGGGCGUGGUUGGCAGUGGUUUUGCUAAUUACUGUGAAAAUGGAGCAAGUUGGCGGUAAGAAUUAUCUGGAUUUGGCACGCACCGAUAAUCGGUUAACGAGGCUACCAUUCUUUGGCGGCGGUGUGGGUCACCUGCUGAGAUAUCUUAACCCGUUGUCAAUGAAUCCCUCAUCCGAACGGGGUAGAAUCUCGGAGCUUCGCAGCGAUUUGGAUGCUAACUAUGUGAGCUAUCGAGGUGCGCAGCUGUGGAAGCUCAACUUUAAUGCCACCCGGGGCUCAUCCAUGGAAGAGCGUGAGGAUGACGAGGAGGAGGAGGAGCAACAGGUGGUAGCUUCACCGGAUGCCCAAUUCAACGAGGUGGUCGCUUUAUUCGCGCUCGCAUUUCUGACCCUGAUGGGAUCGGUUCUUGGCCAAAAGCUGCUGCUCUGGCGGAGUGUCUCCGUGCCGGAGAUCUCCGGAAUCUCGGGUCUACCUCUCGCCCUGCUGACCCUCAAUAGCAGCGAGCUCUACGAAUCCACUUUCGAGGGCCUGCAGUGGCUAUCGCCUUUGGAUCUCCGCCGUUUUGACUUCCUAUCGCCGGGAUCCUCGUACCAGAUCAAUAGACGUUAUCGGAAUGGUAGCCAUGUGCAACGUUACUACGGCUAUCAGCUAUGGAAAAUCCACGAAACUCGACUGGAACAGCCCCAGCUGAGGGCCUUCUGGCGGAAUUUUGGAAGCGAAGUGUGGAAUAUCAACCAGGAUGGCAUCGACAUCCUUAUCGAGCAACGCAAUGUGGCCGAUGCCCGGAAAUUCAUGGAAAAGGUGGGUUUCAGCUACAACAUAAUGAUCGACGAUAUUGAAUCGGCCAUUGAUGAGACAUACGUAGAAGUUCCUGCUGUGGAUCAUCCAUUGGAUUCUGUGCGUAAUAAUUCGCUGCCGUGGAUGGAGAGGCCGGGAUCUCUGAUGAGCUGGCGUCGUUAUCAUGACCAGGUAGAUAUCCAGCAGUUUCUACAAACACUGCUCGAAACCUACUCCGAAAAUGUGGAACUGAUCCAGAUUGGAGUAACGCGGAACAAGCGACCAUUGGAGGUUAUCAGAGUCUCCAAUGGUAAUCCAGAUAACUGGGCCGUUUUUGUAGAUGCAGGACUGCAGGCCAGGGAUUGGUUAAGUCCUGCUGCCCUGACCUAUGCCAUUUCCAAGCUGACACAUCUUUGGGGCAGGCCAAAAGGCAAUGAUCAGGGUCAGAGGCAAAGCAGGGCAGAGAAGGCUAUGCGCCGCAUCGACUGGUAUUUCCUACCACUAGCCAAUCCCGAUGGCUAUCAGUACUCAAGACACACGGAUCGCCUGUGGACCAAAAACCGGGGCUUCGACUCUGAGAGUGGGUGUUACGGUGUAAAUCUGGAUAGAAACUUCCACUAUAGCUGGGGCGGCACAGGAUCAACGAGUAAUCCCUGCAAGAAUCUAUAUCGCGGUGCCGAAAGCUUUUCCGAGCCAGAAAGUCGAGCUCUGCGAAGUUUCCUAACCGGCAUGCGGGAGUAUUUGGGUGCCUAUGUGUCCCUGAGUGGUUAUGGUCAGGCCAUCACCUAUCCCUGGGGCGAUGCGGACUAUGUGACGGAGAAUCAGAGAGAUCUGAAGCAGACAGCAAGGAGGGCAGUUCUCGCACUGAGACGCUUAAACCAAGCGGAAUACUCCUCAGGCACCAGUUAUCGCCAGAAAUUGGCACGACCUGGAAACUCUGCUGAUUGGGUACAGGAUCGCAUCGGACCACAACUGGUGUACAAUAUGUUCCUCAAGGAUCAGGGAAGAUACGGCUAUCUGCUGCCACCGCACUAUAUCGUGGAAUCCGGUGAGGAGGUGUUUGAAUUUCUGCGCACCAUUGCCCAGCAGUUGCAGUAAACGAAA